Messenger RNA from Trichomonas vaginalis G3, 2970 nucleotides. RefSeq lists its product as uncharacterized. The transcript has a single exon. Bases 1 to 2970 code for a protein of 989 amino acids. Lineage: Eukaryota; Parabasalia; Trichomonadida; Trichomonadidae. The record is from RefSeq and is a predicted model, not a curated record.
AUGUAUUCGGAUGGCGAAGGAGUAGAUGGGAUAAUAGGUGUAGGAAUGAUAACUUCUUCUGAUUCAGUACUUGAUGAAGAUGAUGUUUCAGUACUUGAAGAUGUUUCAGUACUUGAAGAUGUCUCUGUACUUGAUGAAGAUGUUUCAGUACUUGAUGAAGAUGUCUCUGUACUUGAUGAAGAUGUCUCUGUACUUGAUGAAGAUGUUUCAAUGGAUGAAGAUGUCUCAGUGGAUGAAAAUGAUGUUUCAGUACUUGAUGAAGAUGAUGUCUCAGUGGAUGAAGAUGAUGUCUCAGUGGAUGAAGAUGAUGUCUCAGUGGAUGAAGAUGUUUCAAUGGAUGAAGAUGAUGUCUCAGUGGAUGAAGAUGAUGUCUCAGUGGAUGAAGAUGAUGUUUCAGUGGAUGAAGAUGUUUCAGUGGAUGAAGAUGAUGUUUCAGUGGAUGAAGAUGUUUCAGUGGAUGAAGAUGAUGUCUCAGUGGAUGAAGAUGUUUCAGUGGAUGAAGAUGAUGUUUCAGUACUUGAUGAAGAUGAUGUCUCAGUGGAUGAAGAUGUUUCAGUGGAUGAAGAUGAUGUUUCAGUACUUGAUGAAGAUGAUGUCUCAGUGGAUGAAGAUGUUUCAGUGGAUGAAGAUGAUGUUUCAGUACUUGAUGAAGAUGUUUCAGUGGAUGAAGAUGUUUCAGUGGAUGAAGAUGUUUCAGUGGAUGAAGAUAUUUCAAUGGAUGAAGAUGUCUCAGUGGAUGAAGAUGAUGUUUCAGUGGAUGAAGAUGUUUCAGUGGAUGAAGAUGAUGUUUCAGUACUUGAUGAAGAUGAUGUCUCAGUGGAUGAAGAUGUUUCAGUGGAUGAAGAUGAUGUCUCAGUGGAUGAAGAUGUUUCAGUGGAUGAAGAUGUUUCAGUGGAUGAAGAUGAUGUCUCAGUGGAUGAAGAUGUUUCAGUGGAUGAAGAUGAUGUCUCAGUGGAUGAAGAUGUUUCAGUGGAUGAAGAUGUUUCAGUGGAGGAUGAAGAUGUUUCAGUGGAUGAAGAUGUUUCAAUGGAUGAAGAUGUUUCAGUGGAUGAAGAUGUCUCAGUGGAUGAAGAUGUUUCAGUGGAGGAUGAAGAUGUUUCAGUGGAUGAAGAUGUUUCAAUGGAUGAAGAUGUUUCAGUGGAUGAAGAUAAUGUCUCAGUGGAUGAAGAUGUUUCAGUGGAUGAAGAUGAUGUUUCAGUACUUGAUGAAGAUAUUUCAGUGGAUGAAGAUGUUUCAAUGGAUGAAGAUGUUUCAAUGGAUGAAGAUGUUUCAAUGGAUGAAGAUAUUUCAAUGGAUGAAGAUGUUUCAAUGGAUGAAGAUGUUUCAGUGGAUGAAGAUGUUUCAGUGGAUGAAGAUGAUGUUUCAGUGGAUGAAGAUGUUUCAGUGGAGGAUGAUAUUUCAAUGGAUGAAGAUGUCUCAGUGGAUGAAGAUGAUGUUUCAGUGGAUGAAGAUGAUGUUUCAGUACUUGAUGAAGAUGAUGUCUCAGUGGAUGAAGAUGUUUCAGUGGAUGAAGAUGAUGUCUCAGUGGAUGAAGAUGUUUCAGUGGAUGAAGAUGUUUCAGUGGAUGAAGAUGAUGUCUCAGUGGAUGAAGAUGUUUCAGUGGAUGAAGAUGAUGUCUCAGUGGAUGAAGAUGUUUCAGUGGAUGAAGAUGUUUCAGUGGAUGAAGAUGUUUCAGUGGAGGAUGAAGAUGUUUCAGUGGAUGAGGAUGUCUCUGUACUUGAAGAUGUCUCUGUACUUGAUGAAGAUGUCUCAGUACUUGAAGAUGUCUCAGUGGAGGAUGUAGAUGUUUCAGUGGAGGAUGUAGAUGUUUCAGUGGAGGAUGAAGAUGUUUCAGUGGAUGAAGAUGUCUCAGUACUUGAAGAUGUCUCAGUACUUGAAGAUGUCUCAGUACUUGAAGAUGUCUCAGUGGAGGAUGAAGAUGUUUCAGUGGAGGAUGAGGAUGUUUCAGUGGAUGAAGACGUCUCUGUACUUGAAGAUGUCUCAGUGGAGGAUGAAGACGUCUCUGUACUUGAAGAUGUCUCUGUACUUGAUGAGGAUGUUUCAGUGGAUGAAGACGUCUCUGUACUUGAAGAUGUCUCAGUGGAGGAUGAAGACGUCUCUGUACUUGAUGAGGAUGUUUCAGUGGAGGAUGAAGACGUCUCUGUACUUGAAGAUGUCUCUGUACUUGAAGAUGUCUCUGUACUUGAUGAGGAUGUUUCAGUAGAUGAAGAUGUCUCUGUACUUGAAGAUGUUUCAGUGGAUGAAGAUGAUAAGGAUUCAGUACUUGAAGAUGAAGAUGUCUCAGUACUUGAAGAUGUCUCUGUACUUGAAGAUGUCUCAGUGGAGGAUGAAGAUGUUUCAGUGGAGGAUGAGGAUGUUUCAGUGGAGGAUGAGGAUGUUUCAGUGGAUGAAGACGUCUCUGUACUUGAAGAUGUCUCAGUGGAGGAUGAAGACGUCUCUGUACUUGAAGAUGUCUCUGUACUUGAUGAAGAUGUUUCAGUGGAUGAAGACGUCUCUGUACUUGAUGAGGAUGUUUCAGUGGAGGAUGAAGAUGUCUCUGUACUUGAAGAUGUCUCUGUACUUGAAGAUGUUUCAGUGGAUGAAGAUGAUGAGGAUUCAGUACUUGAAGAUGAAGAUGUCUCUGUACUUGAAGAUGUCUCUGUACUUGAUGAAGAUGAUUCGGUGGAUGAUGUUGAGUCUGAGCUUGAGGAAGAUUCAGUGGAUGAAGAUGAUUCAGUAGAUGAAGUUGAAUCAGAGCUUGAAGAAGUUUCAGUGGAUGAGGAUGAUUCAGUGGAUGAAGUUGACUCUGUACUUGAUGAUGAUUCAGUGGAUGAAGUUGACUCUGUACUUGGGGAAGAUACAGUAGAUGAAGAAGUUUCAGUACUUGAGGAUGAUUCAGUACUUGAAGAUGAAUCUGAGCUUGAAGUUGAGUCGGAUGAGGUGGAACUUGAAGUUGAUGGCUUCUCUUCGUUUUGCUCUAAAAUUUCGUAA